AUGUUCUACAACUGGUCCUACACCAAUCGAUUGGCCGGACGACCAACGGAACGUGUGAGUGGGAUUUAUUCUCGACUGGAGAAGGAGGGAUGUUUCCAUUUAUUCCGAAAUGGCUGGGAGGUACGUGGCAAAGAUGCCGAGAAAUUUUUGGAUUAUAUUUUGACGAAUAAAUCUCCUCCACCUGGUGGAGUUUCAUCUGCACUUAUGUUAACGAGAAAAGGGAAUAUUUUUUCGCCAGUGGAGCUGUUCCAUCAUGACCAGUUCAGAUCGGAAUAUCUACUGAUAUCGGAUCCGGAACGAGAAUCGCGUGAUAUAAACUGGAUGAAAAGGGCGGCUUCUGAAUUGCAAGCAAAUGUGGAAAUAUCCGGCGUAAGCGAAUAUCUGGCUUCACUUGCAAUCGUCGGUCCAAAAAGUCGUGCAGUAUUAGAAGAACUCACGAAAUCGGAUUUGGGAUUCGAUCAAAGUGCUGCAAAAUUGAUGAGGCUCGAUGCUGUACCAGUUCUUGCU
This is a messenger RNA of Gongylonema pulchrum, 507 nucleotides long. The record is from the annotation of a GenBank genome assembly. Lineage: Eukaryota; Metazoa; Nematoda; Chromadorea; Rhabditida; Gongylonematidae.